GGGAAGUAAAUGCUGUCGAGACGAUAAUAUACAAAUAAAAGGUUUGAGUACAGAAAUUUCAUGUAGAUGAAAUGUAAACAGCUCAGUAUCCAGAUGUAACUAUACCACCCGGCCCCAAAUAAAAAGAAUCACUUUCACAAUAAGGAAGCAAAAAUUCUCAAGUCUAAGAAAUAAUGGCUCCUAUUGACAAAAAGUAGAAUGAAUAUGAGUUAGGGAGUGAAAUUCAUGUGGAUAAGGAAUAAAAGCAAGUUGCUACUGUGGUUUAGGAACAAUAAUAAAAAAUUGAAGAGAUUGUUUAAUCUCAAAAAAUGACCAUUGACUAGAGUAACCAUUGAUUUAAAUUAUAUAGUUAAAAAAGAAGUGCAGAGCUAAAAUCAGGAAGACAAUUGUGCUAAAUCAAUGGGAAAAAAAUUAAAAUUAGGCGUUGAGACAUUUGUGCAAUCGAAGGUUGGGUCAAUUGGGACACAUUACAAUUUUGGAAAGGUCUUAGGAUAAGGGGCCUUCGGUAAAGUUUGGAAAGUAACCCAUAAAACAACUGGUCUUGUUCGAGCGAUAAAAUAAAUUAAAAAGAGCUCCUUAAUCAAAGAAGAGGAAUCAAGAUUGUUUUCUGAGAUGAAUAUUUUGAAGAACUUAGACCAUCCACACAUAGUAAAACUAUUUGAAUUGUUUCAAGAUGAGAAUAAUUAUUACUUAGUGACUGAGUAAUACAAUUCAAUCAAUAUAGAUAUUUAUCGGGGGGAGAACUAUUUGAUAGGAUAAAAAAGAUGUCCUCAUUUAGCGAGAGUAUUGCAGCAGAUUACAUUAGAUAAAUUCUAUUGGCAACAGUACAUUGUCAUGAAAAAAAAAUUGUUCAUAGAGAUUUAAAACCAGAAAACAUUAUAUUUAUAAGUGAAGACCCUAAAUCCCAACUAAAAGUCAUUGACUUUGGAACCUCAAGAAAGUUUGACAAUUAAAAAGCUAUGAGUAAAAGACUUGGAACAGUAUUUAAUCAAUUUUAAACAGCCCUAUUACAUAGCCCCUGAAGUUUUGGGUCAUUCCUAUACAGAAAAAUGUGACAUCUGGUCAUGUGGUGUCAUCUUGUAUAUUUUGUUAUGUGGCUAUCCUCCAUUUGUUGGUAAAACAGAAAAUCAAAUUUUAGAGAGAGUUAAAAUUGGUAAAUUCACAUUUGAUCGUAAAUUAAAUAAAUUAAUUAUUAGCUGAGGAUUGGGACUCCAUUUCAAAAGAAGCGAAGGAAUUUAUUACCAAAUUAUUGAGAAUGGAUCCUAACAAAAGAUUAUCAGCCAAAUAAGCUUUGGAGGAUCCUUGGCUUGCUAAAUAUGCUCCAUCAACAUAAGUCAAUCGAAAGGUUCUCGAUAACAUUCGUUAGUUUUAAGUGAGUCAUUCUAAUUAUAAUUAAUAUAGGCCUAAACCGUAUUAAAAUAAGCAUUAAUGUCUUAUAUGAUUACAUAAAUGUCUACAUAAAAGGAAAUUUAAGAGUUAUAAAAAGAGUUUCAAAGAUUAGACAUAAACAAUGAUGGAUUCCUAUCAAAAGAUGAAUUUCUUAAAGGAUAUCUGUCGAUUUAAAAUGAUCUCAAAUUGGCUGAAGAAGAAGUCGAAAAAAUACUGGAGAAGAUUGAUAUCAAUCAAUCAGGUUUGAUAGAUUUUUCAGAAUUUUGCAUGGCAGCUAUGAAUUAAGAAAAGCUGCUUUCUGUUUCAAGGGUUGAAUAAGCUUUCAAAAUAUUUGAUUAGGUAUUUAAAACCUCAUAACAAAAUUAGAAUGGAGAUGGAUUUAUCUCUAAAAAAGAACUAGAAAUUGUUAUGGGAGAUUUAGGAGAUGAUGUAUGGAGUUAAAUACUUAGUGAUUGUGAUAAUAAUGGAGAUGGAUAGAUAUCAUACGAAGAAUUUGUAAAGAUGCUCUAGAAUAAAAAACUUUGA
This is a messenger RNA of Paramecium octaurelia, 1914 nucleotides long. The record is from the annotation of a GenBank genome assembly. Lineage: Eukaryota; Ciliophora; Oligohymenophorea; Peniculida; Parameciidae.